Messenger RNA from Colletotrichum gloeosporioides, 993 nucleotides. RefSeq names its product UDP-glucuronic acid decarboxylase 4. The record is from RefSeq and is a predicted model, not a curated record. Gene Ontology annotation, cellular component: cytoplasm. Gene Ontology annotation, biological process: D-xylose metabolic process. The transcript has 4 exons. Bases 1 to 993 code for a protein of 330 amino acids. NCBI's taxonomy places the organism in Eukaryota, Fungi, Ascomycota, Sordariomycetes, Glomerellales, Glomerellaceae. Gene Ontology annotation, molecular function: NAD+ binding; UDP-glucuronate decarboxylase activity.
AUGGAUACUGCUACCACUCCUACUGCUGUUGUCACUGGUGGCGCAGGGUUUCUGGGCUCGCACCUCGUAGGCUUGUUGUUGGAUGAGGGCUACCACGUCAUCGCCGUCGACUCCCUCUGGACAGGUUCAACUGGAAACGUCACCAAGUUCAACAACCAUCCCAACUACACCUUCCUUCGGCAUAACGUCGCGGAGCCAUUCCCAGAGCAACUUGCGAGCGCCAGUCGCAUCUACAACCUGGCGUGUCCUGCUAGCCCGAAGAGAUUUCCGCAGGCACCACUUGGUAUCCUAGAGACAUGCUACGUGGGCACCAAAAACGUACUGGACUUGGCUUGCAAAGGCGGCGCUCGUGUUUUGCUUGCCAGCACUUCGGAGGUUUAUGGAGACCCGCUUGUAUGUCCCCAAACUGAGGAUUACUGGGGUAAUGUGAAUUCUUUCGGUGGCCGGUCAUGCUACGAUGAGGGUAAACGAGUCGCGGAAACACUCGCUUACGGCUAUCGUCUUGAGAAGAAUGUUGAUGUCCGGAUCGCGCGAAUUUUCAACGCUUAUGGUCCGGGCAUCAGACCUGACGAUGGUCGCAUCGUUCCAAACUUCAUCGCUGCCGCCCUGAGACAAGAAGACAUCAAAAUCACAGGUGAUGGGACAGCCAGCCGCUGCUUCCAGUACGCUGGCGAUUGUGCGAUGGGGUUAUACAGGCUGAUGGAAAGUUCGGUCCUCACUCCUGUCAACAUAGGCCGCGAGGAGGAGACCACUGUUGGAGAGAUGGCCAUCCUGAUCAACGAUAUCGUUGCCGAAAAGACGGGCCGGCCCAAGGUGGGGAUUGUGUUUGGGCCAAAACCCGACGAUGACCCAUACAGGAGGGUCCCGGAUGCUCGCAAAGCGAAGCGCGAGCUCGGUCAUGAAGCAAAGGUUGGUUUAAAGGAGGGUCUGGAGAAGACUGUUGAGUGGUUUGCCAAUCUGCGAGAGUUCGGCCCACUCCAGGCGAAGAUUUGA